Fragaria vesca subsp. vesca is the source of this 1759-nucleotide messenger RNA. Its product is annotated as F-box/LRR-repeat protein At5g63520-like. Gene Ontology annotation, biological process: protein polyubiquitination; positive regulation of proteasomal ubiquitin-dependent protein catabolic process. NCBI's taxonomy places the organism in Eukaryota, Viridiplantae, Streptophyta, Magnoliopsida, Rosales, Rosaceae. The transcript has 10 exons. The coding region runs from base 39 to 1538 and encodes 499 amino acids. Gene Ontology annotation, molecular function: protein binding. The record is from RefSeq and is a predicted model, not a curated record.
CGAAGCCAAAGCAGCUCAAAACGACGACGUCGGGAGAGAUGUUCUCCCUCUUAAACGACGAUCUCCUCCACAACAUCCUCGCCCGCCUCCCUGCUCCCUCCUUCGCCGCCGCCGCUUGCGUCAGCAAAUCCUGGAGUCACGUCUGCACCCUCAUCCUCUCUCGCCCCAAACUCGCAUCCGCUCUCUCUCUCAAUCCCAACCUCCAGGUCGCUUGGGAAGAGGUCACACAGAAGGUCCUAGCCGAGCCGAUUCGGCCGCAUUUCAUCAUCGCCAAUGUCGGCAGCGGGGCCCGCUUGAUCGCUGUUCACAAUCUUAUAUUGGAGAAAUUCGGGUCCGGAGUUCCGUUUGUUGUUUCUGUUGUGGGUGGGGUUCUUGGAAGAGAUGUUGCUAACUGCGAAAUCAAAGAGGUGCAAUGGGACUAUGUUUCGGGCGAUGUAAGCGAGGAAGAAGGCGAUGAACCUGCAGAGGAUGGGAGUCACGGCGUUCUUCUGACUGUAGGCUUUGUGCCGGGUUUGAAAGUUGAAGCUAUCCCGCUGUUAUCGACAAGUGCAUAUGAACAUCAAAAUGUCUUUAUGGAUGCGUUCCUCGCGGAUAUUAAGGAUUACACAGCCUCUGUUUCAGAUUGCAGAUCCCCUGUAGGGAUUAUAAUGUUUGGAGAUGGGUGUAAUAAUAUGAGGCCAGUAGUUGAUGCUCUGGAUUAUGCUAUGCCCAAGGAAACUAUUAUCGUGGGUGACGAGAAGGGUCGGUUUCUGUAUAAAAGUGAGAAGGAGUCUAGAAAUAUCUAUGGGAGUGCAAAAUUCAUUUCAGUUGCUGUUGCUCUUGUAUUUGCCAGGGACAAAGAAAACUCUUGUGGGGAUAUUCAAUUUCACAUUGCAUUGUCCGAAGGAGUGUCAACAGUAGGUCCCAAACACAAGGCUGUCUCAGUUAGAGCUACAGCCUCUGAUUCUACUUGGCUCACUGCUAGAAGAGAAGGAAACCGGGAGAUUCUUGAUGGUCAACGAAUCCUGGAUGAUAUUAAUGAUGAGUUACAAGAUCACACAGAUUCGUCUGACCUUUACAUUGGGGUUAAAAAACGAAGAAGUAUCUCCACAGGGUCAAAGAAGCGUAGGCUGGUUACUUACCUGGAUUUCCAUGGGGUUACAGGUGGAGACGAAGAGUAUCUUUAUGUCAAUGACGUUGGCAUCAAAACUGGUGAUUACUUCCAUUUCUAUCGUCCAGAUCCCCAAACUGCCUUGUCAUCAUCUGCAGAUCUCUCUGUAAGCCUGAAAAACGUGAACCUGGGGGAAGUAUUUGGGGGUUUCAUCUUUGCUUGUUGUGGCCGUGGUGAGUCGUUCUUUGGACGUGUGAAUGUGGAUAGCUCUCCUUUUGUUGAGAACUUCCCUGGGGUUCCAUUGGGAGGAGUAUUUUGUGGGGGCGAAAUUGGACGUGGCUCUUCAAUGCUUACCAAGGAAGCUCAGAAGGAUUGCAAAUGCAAUCUGCAUGUGUACAGUACUAUUUAUCUUGUGUUGUCAUUUACUCCAGCAGUAUUAGAUCAUUAGAUGUUGCCUGCUGUAUAGCUCCUUUCAAUGUAAAUGGGAUGUGCUCUGCCUCUCAGCUGCAAUUGGCCUACUUAAUUGUUGGCUUAUGCUCCAGUUCUUUCCCAUUUUAGAGAACAGAUUUCCAUUUUCUUUUUUGCCGUUCAGUAGAACUGAAUCUGUUUGUACAAUCCUAUAUGGCUCCAAAUUCAGUUUCCAAUGGUAUUUUUCAUUUCAGCAUAAAA